Messenger RNA from Rhodotorula graminis WP1, 476 nucleotides. RefSeq lists its product as uncharacterized. The record is from RefSeq and is a predicted model, not a curated record. Gene Ontology annotation, cellular component: vacuolar transporter chaperone complex; fungal-type vacuole membrane. Lineage: Eukaryota; Fungi; Basidiomycota; Microbotryomycetes; Sporidiobolales; Sporidiobolaceae. The coding region runs from base 33 to 476 and encodes 147 amino acids. The transcript is spliced from 7 exons.
CCGUCGAGCACCCGAUACCACCUCCUCUAGCCAUGUCCACCCAGCCCCUCCUGCAGCGCUCGCGCGACAAGCGCAUCGCGCUCCCCGUCCGUGUCGAGCCCAAGGUGUUCUUCGCCAAUGAGCGCACCUUCCUCUCGUGGCUGAACUUUACCGUCGUCCUCGGCGGCCUCGCCGUCGGCCUGCUCAACUUUGGCGACCGCGUCGGCAAGAUCAGCGCGGGCAUGUUCACCUUUGUCGCGAUGAGCAUCAUGAUCUAUGCCCUCGUGACGUACCACUGGCGCGCCAACGCGAUCCGCAAGCGCGGCUCGGGGCCUUACGACGACCGGCUCGGCCCGACCGUCCUGUGCCUCGCCCUGUUCGCCGCCGUCGUCACCAACUUUAUCCUCCGGGUACGUCCUCCCCCUCUCUCCCAUCUCCCUCGUUCGUCCCGCAAGCUCACGUCCCCCUCUCGCCCCACGCAGUUCACCGCCUCCUAG